AUGUGUGCAUGUUGUAAAUGGAAGGAAGGGUGUUGUGUGUGCGCGCCGCAGGGCAGUGUGCAGGGCGGCGUGCAGGGAGGCGCGCAGGUGCCGCCCGGAGUGCCUCACUCGACCGCGCCGCCCGCCGGCGUCGGCGGGGUCCGAAGAUUCAGCCAAUAUUCCAGAGGGCGAGGAUACCGCGACUGGCGCACGCGCGGCGAUCCGACGCUCAUCAACUCCCUCUGGCGCAGUCGGCAGCCGCUCGGCAUACGAAAGCAACUCGGCAACGCGGAGGUAUACAUAAUCCUAGCGCUGCUGAUCGGGUUCGUGACGGUGGUAGUGGGGUGCUGGCUGUCGGACAACUGCUGGUCGCCGGAGCCGGAGGACGCGCUGGCGGGCGGGUGACCCGUGGCGGCGGGCGCGUGCACGCACGUGUAGCGCCCGCCGUCCGCGCCCGCCGAC
This is a messenger RNA of Manduca sexta (tobacco hornworm), 441 nucleotides long. RefSeq lists its product as uncharacterized. NCBI's taxonomy places the organism in Eukaryota, Metazoa, Arthropoda, Insecta, Lepidoptera, Sphingidae. The record is from RefSeq and is a predicted model, not a curated record. The coding region runs from base 1 to 384 and encodes 127 amino acids. The transcript has 4 exons.